Cyclospora cayetanensis is the source of this 1242-nucleotide messenger RNA. Its product is annotated as peroxisome biogenesis factor 10-like. The transcript has 7 exons. The record is from RefSeq and is a predicted model, not a curated record. Gene Ontology annotation, biological process: protein import into peroxisome matrix. Gene Ontology annotation, molecular function: zinc ion binding. Gene Ontology annotation, cellular component: peroxisomal membrane. The annotation marks the transcript as partial. Lineage: Eukaryota; Apicomplexa; Conoidasida; Eucoccidiorida; Eimeriidae.
AUGUCUUUAUCCAGCAGUCAACCCUGCCAUGGGAACGGCGAAAACACGGUGCUUGGUGCUGCUGCAUCGCAGCUGGAGCUCUUGCGCGCCAGCCAGAAGGACGAUUAUUACUGCCGAGUAUAUGCGCAGCAUUUGCAGCAGCUGUUGCUGCAGCUGCGGCAGCUGCUGCUGCCGCUGCCUAGCCAGCCCUCUAGGCGGCAGCAGCAGAGCCAAUGCAGCAGCAGCAGCAGCAGCAGCAGCAGCAUCACCUGUGGCGUUCUUAGGCUGAAGCGGUGUCUUACCUCUGCUCGCCAAGCAGCGGCAGAUUUGUGCUUGCUGCUGCAGCAGCAGCAGCAUGCAGCGCGCACGUUAGUGCAGAUUUUAUAUUUUGCGGCUUCUUUAGGAGGCAACGGCCAGCAAACUCUUGGAGAAGAAUACUGCGAACUGCGCACACUAUCCCCUCGUCAAUGCAUGGGUGUGCGAGGCUGGGUGCUUGUGCUUUGGACUGCAAUUUUGCGAUCCGUUCCCUUUGCAGCGACAGCAGCCCUCAUCCUUCAUAUCUGCAGGAUAUUCAAAAUUCGCACACCGACGGCAGCAGCUCUCGAUGAUCUUCUGUCCGUUUUGCGGCGAAUCCACCUGGCGCUUUUUUUUUAUGAUGGAAAAUUUCUGCAUUUUUCCCAAAGGCUGCUGCAGCGGCGCUUCUUCCGUUUGUACGGCGGCUUCUCCUUUCGCGCUGCUGCAGUGUAUACUCGCGGCUUUGCUGCAAUUUUGCUUCUGCAGUGUAUUCUGAGCAUUCAGUCAGUCCACGACCUCUUCAAGAGGCAAAGAAAUCGGCAGCAGCAGAACGAAAGUCAGGAGAGUGCUGCUGCCUCGUCUCGCUCCGCUGCGCUCACUGCUCCUGAGGGGGAAGUGGUAGCGGCAAAGGAAGAUUCAGCCGGCAAGCUUGAUAGCAGCAGCAGCAGCAGCAGUACGCUCGUGUGCCUUUUCUGCCAGAGUUUCUGCAGCGUUCCGACGGCGGGGGCAUGUGGUCAUAUCUUUUGUUGGCAUUGCAUCAGCAAGUGGUGUCAGCAGCAGCAACAGCAGCAGCCACCAGCAGUUGCAACAUGCCCUGUUUGCCGUGCGCCAUGCUCUCCACAGGCGUUGCUGCCCCUGCGCCACUUUGAGAGUUCGGAGGAUCUGCUACUGCAGUACAACUUGCAGCAUCAGCAGCAGCAGCAAUAGCGACCGCAGCAACAGCAGCAACAUGAGCAGCAAGAGCAGCAG